This is a messenger RNA of Perognathus longimembris pacificus (Pacific pocket mouse), 3252 nucleotides long. It is a transcript of the gene Tmc3, whose product is annotated as transmembrane channel like 3. Lineage: Eukaryota; Metazoa; Chordata; Mammalia; Rodentia; Heteromyidae. The record is from RefSeq and is a predicted model, not a curated record. Bases 1 to 3252 code for a protein of 1083 amino acids. The transcript is spliced from 22 exons. Gene Ontology annotation, cellular component: plasma membrane. Gene Ontology annotation, molecular function: mechanosensitive monoatomic ion channel activity.
AUGAAGCCCUCCAGGACAUCACAGCACUACAGAAGCAUCCGGAGGAAUGCCAGCCAGCACUACUUGUUCCAGGAGUCCCUGUGGCUCAGUAACCUGGAUGACAGCUUCAAUGCCGAUGAAGCAGGGGACAGCAGUGACCCAGAGCAAAUCUUCCAGAAUAUUCAGUUCCAAAAGGAUCUCAUGGCCAACAUUCGCUGCAGACCUUGGAGCAUGGGGCAGAAACUAAGAGCACUGAGACGAGCGAAAGAGAUUGUGCUGAAGUUUGAAGGGAGGCUGACCAGGACCCGUGGCUAUCAGGCCGCAGGCGCAGAGCUCUGGCGGAAGUUUGCUCGUCUUGCCUGUAACUUUGUGGUCAUCUUCAUUCCCUGGGAAAUGAGGAUAAAGAAAAUUGAGAGUCAUUUUGGAUCAGGUGUGGCUUCCUAUUUCAUAUUCUUGAGAUGGUUAUUUGGAAUUAAUGUCGUGCUCACAAUUAUGACUGGCGCUUUUAUCGUCAUCCCUGAGCUGAUCGCAGGCCAACCUUUUGGAAGCACGGCCAGUAAGACCAUCCCCAAGGAGCAGUCAGCAUCCGCUCAGGACCUGGACACCAUCUGGUCCCUGGGGGGCCACCUGCAGUACUCAGUCCUCUUCUAUGGCUACUACGGCAGAGAGAGGAGGAUUGGGAGGGCUGGCUACCGGCUGCCCUUGGCCUAUUUCCUGGUGGGGAUGGCAGUGUUUGCCUACAGCUUCAUUAUUCUCUUAAAAAAGAUGGCCAAGAACUCCCGCACCAGCCUCUCCAGCACCUCGGAUGAGAACUACACCUUCUGCUGGCGGGUGUUCUGUGCCUGGGAUUACCUCAUCGGAAACGCAGAGGCCGCCGAGAGCAAGACGGCCGCCAUCCUGAACAGCAUCCGGGAGGCUAUUCUGGAAGAGCAGGAAAAGAAGAAAAGCAAAAACCUGGCAGUGACCAUUGCUCUGAGGAUUGUGGCCAACAUCCUAGUGCUCCUGUCCCUCGCUGGGAGCAUCUACCUCAUCUACUUCGUGGUGGACCGGUCCCAGAGGCUGGAGAGGUCAAAGAAGGAGCUGACGCUUUGGGAAAAGAAUGAGGUGAGUGUGGUGGUCUCUCUCGUCACCAUGCUGGCACCAUCUGCCUUUGACCUCAUUGCUGCCCUGGAGAUGUACCACCCACGGACCACGCUGCGCUUCCAGCUGGCAAGGGUCCUCGUGCUGUACCUGGGGAAUCUCUACAGCCUGAUCAUCGCUCUCCUGGACAAGGUGAACAGCAUGAGCAUUGUGGAAGCUUCUGCAAGGAACAGCACAAGUCACUGGGUAGAUCCCACCGCCUUCUUUGGGACCAGGAUGACCUCUCAGGAAGGAAAAUGGUCCACACCAACGGCUAAGCCAGGAUCAGGGCUGGAGAGAAACAGCACGUGGGAACUAGAAGAGACACGUGUACCAACUUACACCACCCCCCUCCCCAGGACCAACAGCACUGCACUGCCCCCCCAGAGCCCCCAGGACCAGUGCUGGGAGACCUACGUUGGCCAGGAGAUGCUGAAGCUGUCCAUCAUUGACAUGCUCUUCACCGUGGCGAGUAUCUUGCUCAUCGACUUCUUCCGGGGGCUUUUCGUUCGCUACUUAAGUGACUACUGGUGCUGGGACCUGGAGAGCAAGUUUCCUGAAUACGGGGAGUUCAAAAUAGCUGAGAACGUCCUGCACCUAGUGUACAACCAAGGGAUGAUUUGGAUGGGAGCCUUCUUCUCCCCGUGUCUCCCGGCGUUCAAUGUGCUCAAGCUCAUUGGCCUCAUGUAUCUGCGGAGCUGGGCUGUGCUGACCUGCAACGUGCCCCACCAGCAAGUGUUCCGGGCCUCCAGGUCCAACAACUUCUACCUGGCUAUGCUCCUCUUUAUGCUCUUCCUGUGCAUGCUGCCCACUGUCUUCGCCAUUGCCCGCUACAAGCCGUCUCUGAACUGCGGGCCGUUCAGUGGACAGGAGAAGAUUUAUGAUAUCCUGUCAGAGACGAUCGAGAACGACUUCCCAGUGUGGUUCCGCUCUGUGGUGGGCCACGUCACCAGCCCCGUGGUCAUCCUGCCAGCUGUACUGCUUCUCUUCAUGCUCAUCUACUACCUGCAGAGCAUUGCACGGUCGCUCAGGCUCAGCAACCAGCAGCUCCGGAUGCAGAUACAAAAUGCAAGAUCUGAAGAUAAGAAAAAGGCUGCCCAAAUGAUAGAGGCACGAAUCCAGACGCAGGAAGAAAGCAGCAAGAGGCUUCCGAGGGAUGGAGGCCUCAGCCAGCUGCCCUCAGCCCACAACAAUGGGAAUUUGGCCCGUUUGGAUUCCCUGAACAGUAAAAGCAGCAAAGUAGAGACAAUCACCCAACCUGUAGCCCAGAGUCCUAGGCUGGGGCAUGGUCCCUGCUCACCUCUUCCUGUUGGUUCCAAAUUGAGGCAAGAGCACCCUACUAACAGGUGCCGACGCGGGCUGUGUGCAAGCACGGGUGACCUGCACCAGAACAGACCCUGCGUGCCCGUGACGCUUACACGGCACACAGAGGAGCCUGCCCGUGCUCCUGGCUGGGGGCCUGGGGUCUCGAGCUCUAAAGCACAUGGUCAUAGACCCCAGGCCCCCAAAUACCUCAUCAUCAAUGAACACAACUCUCACAAGAAAGCCCAUCCAACUUUCUGGCCAGAGAGGCAUUUCAAGAUAGAUGUUCCCGGUGACAUGGAGAGGCACCCUAAGAGCAUGUGCCAGUAUGUGCCCCAGGCUCCCCACCAGCCUCCUUCUCCACCGCUCAGCGAGGAAGAGGAGGAGGCCAUGCUGAGGAGAGGUUUGGUCCCGUGGCCAUUCCCCACCCGCUCUCUGACAGACCUUCCUCGGGCGUCUCCCUUUUAUAUUGGCAGAAGGUCAGAAAGUGACACUUUCAAUCCCGAGUACUGGAGAAAUGCUUACCACAGGUCUGGCCAUGAUGCUUUCGAGGGCCAACCUGAGCAGCCCACGUUUGUGCACCGAAAGCCACGCUCCCGGAACUGCCAGUACACACAGCAUCCUCUGAAGGCCAGGGUCAAAGCCAGGCUUGAGCCAGCCUGCACAGAGUCUGACUCCAUGUCUGCAGCAUCCAGCAGCGACCAGCAGAACAGCAGCGCUGACCAGUACCUUCGAGUUAUUCACAACCAGGGAAAACUCCGUAGGUCUGCUGGCCAGCUGGGCAGAAGGAAGGCCACGUCUGGGAAGGUGGUGGUGGUGGGUUUGAAUGACCUGAUUUGCUCAAAUGUCUAG